AUGUACCUCUUCACACGUGAAGCCAGCUUUCCUGAGAAGGACCUGGUCGUGAGUCCCGAGUGUGGCUGUGCCUGGCGAUUUUGCAGAAGCAUGGACAUUCGCAACAACCUGACCCGGCUGAGCAUGCUUGAGAACUGCACUGUGAUUGAGGGCCACUUGCAGAUAUUGCUGAUGUUUAAAACCAAGCCUGAAGAUUUCCGCGAGCUCAGCUUUCCCAAACUGACUAUGAUUACAGACUACUUGCUGCUUUUUCGCGUGUAUGGCCUGGAAAGUUUAAAGGGCCUGUUCCCUAACCUCACUGUGAUUCGGGGAACUCAUCUGUUUUUUAACUACGCGCUGGUCAUUUUUGAGAUGGUUCACCUGAAGGAGAUCGGCCUCUACAACCUGAUGAACAUCACUCGGGGCGCGGUGCGGAUUGAGAAGAACAAUGAGUUAUGUUACUUGUCCACCAUCGACUGGUCGAGGAUUUUAGAUUCUGUGGAAGAUAAUUACAUCGUGGCCAACAAGGAUGACAAAGAGGAGUGUGGAGAUGUGUGUCCAGGAACUGUGAAAGGGAAGAGCAACUGUCCGCCUACCGUGAUAAAUGGCAUUUUCAUCGAACGCUGCUGGACGCACGAUCGCUGUCAGAGGGUUUGCCCGCCUGCCUGCAAGUCCCAAGGCUGCACCUCUGACGGGCAGUGCUGUCACAGCGAAUGUCUGGGGGACUGCACGGAGCCCAACAACCCUGAAAAAUGCGUGGCUUGCCGCAACUUCUACCUUGAAGGCAAAUGUGUGGACACCUGCCCGCCCGGUUACUAUCGCUUUGAGGGGUGGCGUUGCGUGACCUUCAGCUUCUGCCAGGAGCUGCACAACAAAUGCAAAAACGCCAGGGAGUCGGGGUGUCACGUUAUCCACAAUAACGAAUGUGUGCACGAAUGCCCGUCGGGGUACAUCAUGAAUUCCAGCAA
Messenger RNA from Eurypyga helias (sunbittern), 947 nucleotides. Its product is annotated as insulin receptor-like. Lineage: Eukaryota; Metazoa; Chordata; Aves; Eurypygiformes; Eurypygidae. Gene Ontology annotation, biological process: cell surface receptor protein tyrosine kinase signaling pathway; positive regulation of MAPK cascade; glucose homeostasis. Gene Ontology annotation, molecular function: insulin receptor activity; insulin receptor substrate binding. Gene Ontology annotation, cellular component: insulin receptor complex; axon. The record is from RefSeq and is a predicted model, not a curated record. The transcript is spliced from 3 exons. The annotation marks the transcript as partial.